AGAGAGGAAGGAGCCGAUGAAAAAGUCAUCGCCCCCACCAAAAUCUCCGGGUGCUGGAUCAGAAGGGAAGAUUAUUGCUGUAAUCGGUGCGGUUGUGGACGUGAAAUUCGAUGUUCACUUGCCGCCGAUUCUGAACGCACUCGAAGUACCUGGACGAAAACCACGUCUGAUAUUAGAAGUCGCUCAACAUUUAGGUGAUAGCACAUGCCGUACGAUCGCAAUGGACGGUACCGAAGGUCUGGUGCGUGGGCAACCGGUUAUAGAUACGGGAGCUCCAAUUACGAUACCGGUUGGUGAGCCAACGUUGGGCAGGAUUAUGAAUGUAAUUGGUGAACCGAUUGACGAACGCGGUCCAAUCGAAACGGACCAGUUCGCGCCAAUUCACGCUGACGCUCCGCCAUUUGUUGAAAUGUCAGUUGAACAAGAAAUUCUCGUGACUGGAAUAAAAGUGGUCGAUUUACUCGCGCCAUAUGUUAAAGGUGGUAAGAUUGGCCUAUUCGGUGGUGCUGGUGUCGGGAAGACGGUUUUGAUCAUGGAGCUCAUUAAUAACGUAGCGAAAGCACAUGGUGGUUUCUCGGUCUUCGCCGGUGUCGGCGAAAGAACGCGUGAAGGUAACGACCUCUACAAUGAAAUGAAAGUCGGUGGUGUCAUUAAAGACGAUUAUAAGUCAUCGAAGGUGGCAUUAGUAUACGGUCAGAUGAAUGAGCCGCCGGGAGCAAGAGCUCGCGUCGCCCUCACAGGUCUGACGCUAGCAGAACAUUUCCGCGAUAAAGAGGGACAGGACGUGUUACUGUUUAUCGAUAACAUCUUUCGUUUCACCCAAGCGGGGUCAGAGGUAUCAGCUCUGCUCGGUCGUAUUCCGUCGGCUGUGGGCUACCAGCCCACACUAGCGACGGAUAUGGGCACGAUGCAGGAACGCAUCACCACAACUAAGACGGGUUCGAUAACGAGCGUGCAAGCAGUAUACGUACCAGCGGACGAUCUGACUGAUCCAGCUCCCGCAACGACAUUUGCGCAUUUGGACGCGACGACAGUACUGUCGCGAGCCAUCGCCGAGCUGGGAGUGUAUCCCGCUGUGGAUCCAUUGGACUCGACAUCCAGAGUUAUGGAUCCUAAUAUUAUAGGAGCAGAGCAUUAUGGCGUGGCUCGAGGUGUUCAGAAGAUAUUGCAGGACUACAAGUCGCUCCAAGAUAUAAUUGCCAUCUUGGGGAUGGACGAACUCUCUGAGGACGAUAAGUUGACGGUCGCACGAGCUAGGAAGAUACAGCGGUUCCUCUCGCAACCAUUUCAAGUGGCGGAAGUGUUCACCGGCCAUGUCGGUAAGAUGGUCAAGCUGGAGGAAACUAUCAAGGGUUUUAAGAGGAUUCUAAACGGAGAACUGGAUCACAUACCUGAGGCAGCUUUCUAUAUGGUAGGGACGAUUGAAGAUGUGGUUGCGAAGUCACAGUCUCUCGCUAAGAGUAUUUAA
Messenger RNA from Nymphalis io (European peacock), 1468 nucleotides. RefSeq names its product ATP synthase subunit beta, mitochondrial-like. Gene Ontology annotation, molecular function: ATP hydrolysis activity; proton-transporting ATP synthase activity, rotational mechanism; ATP binding. The transcript has 12 exons. Gene Ontology annotation, biological process: proton motive force-driven mitochondrial ATP synthesis; proton transmembrane transport. The record is from RefSeq and is a predicted model, not a curated record. Lineage: Eukaryota; Metazoa; Arthropoda; Insecta; Lepidoptera; Nymphalidae. The coding region runs from base 17 to 1468 and encodes 483 amino acids.